AUGAGGAUCCAAAUCAAGGGAGGAAUAUGGAAGAACUGCGAAGAUGAAGUGCUGAAGGCGGCCGUGAUGAAGUACGGCCUGAACAACUGGUCCCGAGUUGCGUCCCUUCUGGUGAGGAAGUCAGCCAAGCAGUGCAAGGCCAGAUGGUAUGAGUGGUUAGACCCAUCAGUGAAAAAAACUGAAUGGAGUAAAGAGGAAGAAGAGAAGCUUCUACAUCUGGCCAAGCUAUUCCCAACACAAUGGAGAACAAUUGCACCCAUAGUUGGAAGAACAGCUAAGCAAUGUUUAGAUCAUUAUGAAUACCUCCUGGAUGAAGCAGAAGGGAAAGUGUACGACAAGAACAAAAAUCCGAGACAUUUACGACCAGGGGAAAUAGAUCCUGCACCGGAGACGAAACCUGCAAAGGCUGACCCCGUGGAUAUGGAUGAAGACGAAAAAGAAAUGUUAGCAGAAGCGAAAGCAAGGCUCGCAAAUACUAAGGGGAAAAAGGCAAAGAGGAAGGCCAGAGAAAAGCAAUUAGAACAAGCGAGACGGUUGGCAUUGUUGCAAAAAAAAAGGGAGUUAAAAGCCGCAGGAAUUGUUUCCACCACGACGGGUUACAAAAAAAAUGAUAAACACAGAAUAGAUCAUGUGAAGGAGAUCCUAUUCGAAAGAAAACCGGCCAAGGGAUUCUUCGACGUGAGUGAGGAACAGUCGCUUACCCAUUUCGAUGAAAAAAAAGAAAGCAAAUUUAAAAGCAUAAAAUCGAUGGACGUGGAUAAUAUAAAUGAUGUAGCAUUGGGUCCGUACGAUCACCACGAUGAGACGAAUGCUUCGGGGAAGAAAGCAUCGUCCAAGGGGAAACGAAAUAAUGAAGAGAAGGACCUCCUUUUGGCCAUCGAAAAUUACGACAAGCAGUACAACGAAUUGAGUCACCUGAGAAAAAGGGUCCGACUGAAUCUACCAGAACCCAUUUUAAACGAAAAUGAAUUGGAAGAAAUAAUUCAAAUUAACAAAGAAGCUAGUUCCUUCAAUAAAAUUAUAAAAGAACAGAAUGAGAAGAACAACCAAAACGGACUAGCCAUUAGCAACAUACUGCCAAGUGUGACGAGCUCCCCUUUUAUGUUAAACGAGAGGGACAAAUUUUCCUCCAUCGGAACCAACUUUUACAGCAAAUCGAUUGCCUUCUCAAGCAAACUAGAUUUUGGCAUACAGAAAGCCGCACAGAGUAUUAUAUCAAGAAAUAUGAACGAACCCAUCAUUGGGAUGGGGGAGUCCAUGCAGAUGAAGCAGCAGCCGAAGAAGCAGCCGAAGCAGCAGCAGGGGGGGGAGGUUGAAGACGAAGUGCCCGACGACAACGUGGAUGACGAAGAAGAGUACUCCCCGAUGCUUCACGACGAACCGGAAAACAUUGCCCAAAAUGUCCAAGCAGUGCGAGAAGAAAUAGAAAGCUGGAAAAAAUUGAAUCCAAGUGAAACCUCCAUCAAAGAGAGAAACCAAUUAAAAGACAAAAUUAUAAAUGACAUUAGGAGCAACAAAAAAAAUCCCAGUCUGUAUGCUCACUCAAUUAUAUCUUACAAGAUUGGAAAAAAUGAGAAUUCCCUUUUGGACAGGAAUACUCUGCUGAGCGAGUUGUACGAUGAAGAUUACGAAGAAAAAAUCGACAGAGCUAAGUUGCUCAUAAAAUCUUCCCUGUCACAUUUGCCAAAAGAGUCCAACGUCAUCGAGUUACAAAUUCCGGAGGACUUAAACGAACAAGAGUCGCAAAUAAAUUAUGGACAAGUUCAGAUAGAAAAAGACAUGCAAGAGAUCGAAAAGGAAAAAAAAUUGGAGCAGCUUAAAAGAGAACAGGAAAGGUUUAAUAGCCAAAAUAAAGUUAUUAGGUGGAAUUUGCCAAGGCCUUAUUUCCUUCCCCAAAUGAACUUAACCCCGUCGGUACCACUGCCCAGCACUCCAGAGGACGACACGUCAAAAGAGGUGGAAAAUGCCGUACGUAACGAAAUGCUCCUUCUGAUCAAAAAUGAUAUGUUUAAUUAUCCAAUGAAAAAUGGCACGCCCAUUCAGAAAAGGGUCCCCCUGGAUAAUGUGGACAAGACCUACAUGAGGAUGGCCCUCCAGUUUGUCCAAGCCGAGUUGCAGAAGAUUACGCCUCCGGAGGGCGAAGUGGGACAUCUUGACGGGGAACAGGCAAAUGGGAUGAAAUCCUCCGCCGAAGUGAACCCCUCUGAUGAAGCCACCUCGUCGCCCAUCCGCCAACCACACAACGUAGAAACAUGGAGUAAAAUAAACGACGAAGUCCUCUUCUGCCCAGCGAAAAACAGCUACACAUUUAUCGAACAUAUGAGCGAACGUGAUAUCAAAGAGAGUUACAAACACACAUGUGAAAAGAUGAACAGGUUUAUUCACAAAAAUGUAGAGCUCUAUAAAAAAACAGAAAACAAAUACGACGUAUACACAAAGGGUUAUGAGCGAAAAAUUAAGGGUUAUAAAAAAUCCUUCGAUUCACAAUUCAACUUGUUUGUAAAUUAUUCGAAUGAGAAGGACGCGCUGAGCGCUCUGCAUGAGCGGGAGAAAGCGCAUGCCCGUGAGCGCAUUCGGGAAGAACGUGAGGAAAAUAAAAAGGAAAUUGAGUAUCACAAGUCACUCCAGCGGCUGUACGUCGAGCUGCUUGAGGACAACAAGCGCUUGCGGGAAGGCGACCCCAGACCAGUCUCCGUCCCGUAG
This is a messenger RNA of Plasmodium inui San Antonio 1, 2703 nucleotides long. RefSeq names its product myb proto-oncogene protein, plant. NCBI's taxonomy places the organism in Eukaryota, Apicomplexa, Aconoidasida, Haemosporida, Plasmodiidae. The transcript has a single exon. The coding region runs from base 1 to 2703 and encodes 900 amino acids. Gene Ontology annotation, biological process: mRNA splicing, via spliceosome. Gene Ontology annotation, cellular component: spliceosomal complex; Prp19 complex. The record is from RefSeq and is a predicted model, not a curated record.